Messenger RNA from Knipowitschia caucasica, 411 nucleotides. NCBI's taxonomy places the organism in Eukaryota, Metazoa, Chordata, Actinopteri, Gobiiformes, Gobiidae. The record is from the annotation of a GenBank genome assembly.
AUGUUCCUGAAGGUCUCCGCGGUCCUUAUCACCUAUGCUCUACUCCUGUGCCACGCCCACCACUUACAAGCCACACCCACAAGAUCUAACCUGGACACAGUGUCGCUCUCGGACUCAGAGAGCAGGAGACUCUUGAAUGCGCUGCUCAGAGAGUUUGUACAGAUGAGUGCAGAGGAGGAGGCAAGCAGCCUGGAGCGCCCCCUGCUGGUCAAACGCUGCUCCGGCCUGUCCACCUGCGUCUUGGGGAAACUGUCCCAGGACCUCCACAAGCUGCAGACCUUCCCCCGCACCAACGUGGGAUCGGGAACGCCAGGCCGCAAGAGGAGCUCGGCCUAUCAGAGCAUGGCAUUCAGGCAGAGCACAGCCAAUCACAAUGCAGGAGCAGGCAGAUACGGCCCGGACAAGGACUGA